CAAUCAUUAACACAUAUUAAAAUAAUUUAUUUUCCAAUAUAAAAGCAAAUAUGAUGCUCUGGAAAUUCAAAGUUUGUUUUAAAAUUUCAACAAUAAUGCACAAAUUAAAAAGCCUACUUUUGAUCUUAGGAACUUUUGGUAGCUCCUUGUGUACGAGGGACUACGAUUUUGAGUUCGAACGUAUUGAAGCAAUAAAAGGAGAAGAACAAACUUUGGUUGAUUAUUCUGCCGUACGUCUUACUCGGCCUGGGCGAGGUGAAAAAUACGUUGUUAACGGAAAUAUGAUUUAUCCCCAAGAUUUGGGUGAAGAUGUCAUGCAUAUGGUUAAAACAACUUAUAGUCCAGGUGGAACUAGUCAAUUUCGAGCACAUCCAUACACAGUCCAACAAUCAACUAUUUGUGAAUUUUUCAAAACUUUUUACAGGAAAUACGGACAACCUUGGAUUGAAGGACACACCGAUUUUCCUAUUAUUCCUGAAGAAGGCAUUUGUCCGCUACCUAAAGGAAACUAUUAUUUAAAAGAUUUACUGCUUGACGAAGACUUGCUUCCGGAUCAUGCUCCAAAAGGUUUAUGGAAGUUGGAACAAAUAUUUCAGAAGGACGGUAAAUGUGUUGGUGGUCUGGCAAUGUUUGCUAGAAUAACCAAUAAAGUUUGAUUAAAAACAUUAUGACACUAAAUUUAAGAAAUUAUUGUUCUUAAACUUAUUCAUAAAUAAAUUUAAAUAACCAUUUAUAAAAAAAAAGAAGAAAAGUACAAUUUGCAUGUUUUAAA
Messenger RNA from Eupeodes corollae, 772 nucleotides. RefSeq lists its product as uncharacterized. Bases 51 to 656 code for a protein of 201 amino acids. The record is from RefSeq and is a predicted model, not a curated record. Lineage: Eukaryota; Metazoa; Arthropoda; Insecta; Diptera; Syrphidae. The transcript has 4 exons.